CUUCUCCUGAUUGAACCACGGACUUGUAAAUACCACUUGUUGUACAACCAUGUCUCUUUAUUAUUUCUUAUCCAAGCAAUAAUGCUUAUUGCCUACUCGAUCUUCGGAUAGACUCAUCGAUUUUAGCAUGGAAUACCUGAUUAUGGAAUAUUAUUGAUUGUCGCAACCGCCACAUAACCGCACCUCAUGUCCCUCCGGCAUCUUCUGCAGAGGAUUCUUGUCAUCCUUUUGCCGCUAUCCAUUGCAUCCACUCUUUACCUCUACCUCUAUCCAAUAUUCCAAGGGUGCGCCUUCCCGAUCCCCAAUACCAAGAAUAUCAAUAGCGCGGCUUCGUCGUUUGCUUCGAAUGCGGUCGUAAACACUUUCCUCCAGCACGCGGCCGACUACAGCUCCACGUCGCCCGCUCUCCAGCCCAAACCAGCGAUUUUCCGUCUUCUCGUUCUUGCAGAUCCUCAAAUUGAAGGUGACAGUUCACUUCCGGGCCCUGACGAUGAAUUCCUAGCUCGGAUACGCCGGUAUUGGGAGGACAUACAAUCUGCGUUGGUCAAUGGAACAGCAGGAAACGCUACAAGCCCAUUAAACGAGGAGGAGUUAGAAGUUCCUCUGUCUGUUUUUGCGGUUGUGGCUGAUGCUAUAUACAACACGAUUGUUGUAGAUAUCCCAUCUGCGCUUACUGCGGCUCGCAAACGUUUAGACCUGUUUGGGAACGAUUAUUAUUUGGCGCAUAUUUAUCGAACCUUGUUUUGGUGGAGUCGGCCAACACAUGUUACAGUGUUAGGCGACUUGAUAGGAAGUCAAUGGGUGACGGAUGAAGAAUUUGAGAAUCGCGGAUGGAGAUAUUGGCAUCGAGUUUUUCGAGGCGGCGAGAGAGUAGACGACGAUAUCACUAUUACUGGAAAGAAGUCUCGUGGUGAUGACGAAUCGGCAUCUAGUGUGGAGACCCCUGAACUUGAGUCAUUGAGUCGCUUCAACUCUUCUUGGGCUAGGAGAAUUAUUAAUAUUGCUGGGAAUCAUGAUAUUGGAUAUGCGGGUGAUGUGUCGAAGCAUCGUCUGGAACGAUUCGAGCGAGUGUUUGGUCGUGCAGAUUGGGAUUUGAGGUUUCAGCAUCCUCCAUUGGAGCAAGGUAGGAAUACGGGGGAGGCAGAUGCCAGUAUACGACCUACCUUGCACAUUAUUAACCUUAAUGACCUGACUCUGGAUGGCCCUCCUUUCGACCCAGAGAUCCAAUCCGAUAGCUACACGUAUAUCAACGACCUUUUAUCUCACCGUUCACACCCUGUUGAAGACGAAGCCUCGUUCACCCUCCUCCUAACACAUGUCCCACUUCAUAAACGCGAGGGCAUAUGCGUAGACAGCCCCCAUUUCGCCUUCUUCGACGAUGAUGAUGAACGAGACUCUGAAAACGACACCAUUCGCUUCCACAAAGAUGGGCUCCGUGAACAAAACCACCUGAGCGAACACGUUAGCUCAGUCGGCAUCCUUCAAGGCGUUUUUGGUAUGAGUGGAGAUACCGAUGCUCCAGCACACGGCCGCGGUCGACGUGGCCUUAUUCUGACGGGCCACGACCAUGAAGGCUGUGACGUUGUUCAUUUCGUGAACCGCACCGCUGUUUCUUCGCGGGAUGAGUUGGAGGGUAUUGAGGAAGAGAAUAACGAGCCACCCUGGCACUGGGAUGCAGCACGAUACCCACUAUCGAGCUCUUCAUCAUACGGAGAUGUCGACAACCCGUCGAUCCGCGAAAUCACGCUUCGUUCCAUGAUGGGCGAGUACGGCGGGAACGCGGCAUUGCUAUCGCUCUGGUUCAAUCCCGAUCCAGAGGUGAAUCAGUGGCAGUAUGAGAUUCAAAAGUGUGCCGCUGGUGUACAGCAUAUCUGGUGGGCGGUCCAUGGACUAGCGCUUGCCAGUUUGAUUGGCGUGUCUGUCCUUGUUGGAAUCUAUGCUGGAGAGAUUGUUUGCAAUUUGUCUUCAAGAAAAGAACCUGGGAAGGCGUCUCGAGAAAAGCAGAAAAAGUCGGUUCCAGUACCGCAAAAAAACAAAUCCUCACAGAAAACAUCGGAACGCUAAAUGCCUAGAACAAGAUUCUACGAGGCUUGUGGAUAUCAAUAGAGAUCUAGUAAAUAUGUAAUACAAUGUGUAAUAAUUUAA
Talaromyces proteolyticus is the source of this 2145-nucleotide messenger RNA. RefSeq lists its product as uncharacterized. NCBI's taxonomy places the organism in Eukaryota, Fungi, Ascomycota, Eurotiomycetes, Eurotiales, Trichocomaceae. Gene Ontology annotation, cellular component: endoplasmic reticulum. The record is from RefSeq and is a predicted model, not a curated record. Gene Ontology annotation, biological process: GPI anchor biosynthetic process. The coding region runs from base 187 to 2064 and encodes 625 amino acids. The transcript has a single exon.